AUGGCGCGCCGGAGAAACAUACAAAAAUGUCGCGGCCAAAAGCGCAAGCGAAGCCCGGUUCAGCAACCAUCAAAGAUCGGCUGGUCAGAUCUGCCUUUAGAAGUAAGAGAAAUGAUCCUAGAGGCUUUGGAGGACUCGUUACAAGGUGGGAAAGCAGCCUCAUACGCCUCUGUCUCCAAGGAAUGGAACCGGAUCCUUGAGCCUUACAUCUUCAAACGUCUCAAGUUGUUACCGCCAUAUAGUUUGGAGGGGUUCCAGUAUUUUAUUACCGAUCGAUGUCGACCAUUCGUCCAGUUCAUAUGGUUCCAGUUUCAGAGAGAUUGCCGCCCUGACUGGGGCAACACAGACUUUGAGGAGCAAAAAAGGCUAGACCAACUCCAAUUCGCAUACGCAGUUUACUGUUUGUUUCAGAUACUUUCGGAAUGGGGUGAACGGAAAGCAGGCCAGCCAGGCAUUGUUUUGGAGCUGAGCGCGUUCUCAUCCUCUGACCCUCGCUACUCCAUGAAAGACACCGUACCAAAGGAACUCGAAAACGUUAACAUUAAGGAGGAUAGCGAUGCAUUAAACGCCGUGUACGAGAAAUCUGCUGUCCGCCAAACGCGCAAAUUGUCGGUAGAAGAUAUGAUCUAUCGAAAGAAUUCACAUUUGGAGUUCAUGUAUGAAGCUUCUAGUUUUCCACUCGUAGUGGAAGCACCAUUUCCUACGGUGAACUUGGUCACAGACCUUACCGUACGUCGACAGAUUCACAGCAGCUUUUUUGCACAAUACAUGGGACGUUUGGUCAAAGCACUCCCCCGGCUCGAGUUCAUCACAUUCGAGCCAGUGUACGAUUCUGCCGACUGGGAGCUUGGCUGGUUCCCAUAUUCGAGUCUAGAGCCCAUGAAGAAAAUUCUGAACGCGAUGCCAUCUUCGAUUAGACGCUUGCAAGUGUUUGAGGAUGACAUAUCAUUAUAUGACCGUCAUCGACCACGCCGCUGGGUCGACCGCCAUGCUCUGGGCCAACUGGCCGCGAAAGUCAGCCAAGACAAAGAGCCAGAGGUGCUGGCAAUGUCCUUCAUCAUCGAUGCCUCGGAUUUUUUCGGAGACUUUUAUUCAGAUUUUCCGGCGCCCGAGAUAGCGCGGCGUCCAGGUGAAAAGGUCGGAUGGGCCAAACUUACCUCGCUGACCUUGACUUCUUCCAACUUCAAUCCGCAUCCUAGCGGCGUCCCAUCCCUAUUGAUGGCAGCCGCAAGAGCCGCGCGCCAUAUGCCGAGUUUAGCGAUUAUGGAACUAUAUAAUGCAGGCUUUGGAUACGGUGGCAUCUUCACUUACAUACACGAUGAAGAAGGCAGUAUCAUCCAGUGGGAGAGUACUUGGAAGUGGGAACUUCCAUCCGACGUCAUUGACAUUUGGAGAAUGACUGCAAGAGUUCACGGCACGGAGAUCCUUGAGCAUAAUUCAGGCCGGAUAACAUCACGCGAUUUAGGAUGGCCGGCUAGGAUAAUAUCACUGCUUCGUACACGUGAGACGGUAGUGCACCCCUUUACAUAUUGCAACAUGAUGAAUGGAUUAAACCACAGGUAG
Trichoderma gamsii is the source of this 1563-nucleotide messenger RNA. RefSeq lists its product as hypothetical. The coding region runs from base 1 to 1563 and encodes 520 amino acids. NCBI's taxonomy places the organism in Eukaryota, Fungi, Ascomycota, Sordariomycetes, Hypocreales, Hypocreaceae. The record is from RefSeq and is a predicted model, not a curated record. The transcript has a single exon.